This is a messenger RNA of Cooperia oncophora, 978 nucleotides long. NCBI's taxonomy places the organism in Eukaryota, Metazoa, Nematoda, Chromadorea, Rhabditida, Trichostrongylidae. The record is from the annotation of a GenBank genome assembly.
GAAGAAGUGACUCCGAAAUCUCAACCUAAAAAACCUGUUGAGGUAAAACCGCCACCCAAAAAAGUUGAAGAAGUGAAAGUACCGGUUGUAUCGAAACAACAAACGCCUCAACAAGGUGUUAAGAGGAAGGCUGUUGAUAAUGAUCAGCCCACAAAGCAUAUAAAGUUGGAUGAAAGCAUCAUUGUGGACGAGGAAAACAAGCGUCGUCAAGAACGCGAUGAGCGUUCAUUGUUCAUCAAGGGUUUCCCAAAAAAUACAAAGACGAAGGAGCUAGAGCAGUUACAUGCUGAUAUUGAAACUGUGCGUCACAGGCGAGGAUCGUCAUUUGCUUGGAUAGUAUUUAGGAAUGAAGCUGCCUGUACAAAGGCUCACGGCAUGCUAUCUAAAGCGAAGUUAGGAGGUAGGAGUCUGAUAGUUGAUUUUUGCGGGUCAAGGUCAUCGAAAGCUCCAGCGAAUCCGAAAGAAACGAUGCCGGUGAAUCCUCUGGAAUUGUACAUCAAUGGUUUACCAGGGAAUGUCACCAAGGAAGACAUUAGGAAUGUCUUCAGGGCUGCUGUAUCCAUACACAUUCCAAACAGUAAACCUCAUGACUUAAGGCGUGCAUUUUUGUUGUUUUCAUCUGAGGAAGACGCCAAAGUGGCUUUUGAUAAAGGUAAAGGUCUGAAACUCGGUGGCCGAUCUGUCGAUGUGUUCUAUGCACGUCUGCGCAAAAACGCUCUACCGAAUGCCACGGUGAAACCUUUAAAGGAUGCAACUGCUGCUCAAAAUUCAAAUUCGACUGCGGUAAAGAAGCCAACUGUUGCGCCCAAAGUAGAGGAGAGUGAUGACAGCGACGAAGAGGAAGUAGAAUCCAGCGAUGAAGGAAUCGAGGAAGUUGCUGAACCAUCAACAAAAAAAGCAGCACCUGCCAAGGUUGGUUUUGUUAGAUCGGUUGCUAGUCCUUCUGCAGGUUACAUACCAAGAAUUGAGAAAAUCUGA